This is a messenger RNA of Hylaeus volcanicus, 5139 nucleotides long. It is a transcript of the gene mmd, whose product is annotated as disintegrin and metalloproteinase domain-containing protein 11. Gene Ontology annotation, molecular function: metalloendopeptidase activity. The record is from RefSeq and is a predicted model, not a curated record. The coding region runs from base 698 to 4837 and encodes 1379 amino acids. Gene Ontology annotation, biological process: membrane protein ectodomain proteolysis. The transcript is spliced from 25 exons. Lineage: Eukaryota; Metazoa; Arthropoda; Insecta; Hymenoptera; Colletidae.
CUCCCGGCGUAGGUAGAAGAUGGCAGCCGAGGCGUGAUUCGAGACCGGGACCUUCACUCUCUCUCUGGGCGCGCGCGAGUAGGGGGUCGAUCCUUCGACCUAACGGACCAGAGAUCGUGGAAGUAGUGCGCUAGCGUGGUGCAUUAUAGCGUGUCGUCCAGUGUGCCCAGCGGAUCCGUGAUGUUCUAGGAGGACCCAUAUCUCGUUCCGUACCGUCGGUGCCGGGUUUGUCCUCCUAUCGCCGCGAGCCUUCUCACCCGACACCGCUUUCUCACCUUACUCCUCCGCGCUCGACACUCGGGCCUCUCUAUCUCGUCAUCCAGGACUCUCUCCAUUCUCGGAUCCGGACUUGACCGUAUCAGGAUACUCUUACUUUCCCGACACACGUCGUCCGGCCGAGUCAACCGAGUCAACCGAGUCAACCGAGUCAACCGAAUCAACCGAGUCCACGUACCCAUCUCCGCCUGAUUUUCCUUUUCGGUUGCGCCUCUGGCAUCCCUCGGUUCUCUCCGCUUCUCCGACUUCCACGCUUCUACACGCCCGGCGUUAACCCAGAUCAGUCUGUCGUGUACUUAUGAUCCGAGCGGUGACCAGGUAGUACCGCUGACUAUGCGCGACAUGAUCACCACCGCCAUCGUAGUAGUGUUUCACGAGCGUCACGUAAAAUGGAAUUAAACAAUGUUGUUAAGACGUAAACAUGUUUUGGCUACACUGUGGACUCUUUGUUCUCGUGAUUGCUGUACCUGGAUUUAUUAGCAGCGCCGACAGCACAUCCAAGCGAGAAGCCGAUUACACUUUAGAUGAUUCUUUUUGGAACGAGGAGACUCCUGUUGGUGAAGUCGAACGACUACUGCGAGAGUAUCGACAAAACCAAGAGCUAGUACGAAAUAUCGGGGCCCAUUACUAUCAGAUCAUCUAUCCGGUACAGUUACGGCAUCACGAGAAAAUGGGGAUAUCCACGAGAGAAAUUGGCGUACCGAAGUUUCCUCAAAGAGGGUACGGAGAGGGCGGAUAUCAAAAUUCUAGAGGAAGAAUGAGAACGGGGAGACACUUUCAUCGGACGUCCCUUUUGAUCAAGGCCUUUAAUCACAGAUUUCGCCUAGAUUUAGAAUUAAAUACGCAACUUUUAGCUCCGAAUCUUAGGCAAAGGAACUUUCUAGGUAACGGCGCCGAGCAAAAUUCGAAACAGGAGAUAGAGCACUGUUACUAUCACGGCUCCGUUAGGGAUUACCCAGGAGCCAGCGCUGCUUUCCAUACGUGCAACGGUGUCAGCGGUAUCAUUCACUUAGGCAACGAGACGUUCGUCAUUCAUCCAUUUUACGGUGGCGACCUGUCGCAGAAACAUCCUCACGUUAUAUUUGAAGCUCGAACAAAGGCUAACAAAGGCUGUGCCAACUCCGGGAACCUCGACUGGCGCACAAAAAUUCGCCGACAGAAGCACGUGCUGGGACUAUCGGAGACCACUGCUGAUCGAUACAAGAGAGACGUCCGCGAAGCAAUCAAAUACAUCGAAACUGCCAUCAUUAUCGAUAAGGCUAUGUUUGAGAAGAGAAACGGAAGCACCAGAUCGGAGGUUGUUCACGAUGCCAUCCAAGUCGCCAAUAUCGCUGAUUUGUAUUUCCGUACGUUAAACACUAGAGUCUCAGUCAUUUACAUCGAAACUUGGCAAGGGAAAAACCAGGCAGAUAUCGAGAAGGGCAUGGACAUUGCGCUCGCAUUGCAAAAGCUGAACGAUUACAGCAUGAGAAACUUGUUUCAUCUCACGCUGGAUACCACUCAGCUGCUCACGGGCGAAACGUUCUCCGGCGGAGAGUCCGGGGUAGCCGUGCCAUCGACCAUCUGCAAACAAAAGUCGGUGGGGAUCAGUGUGGAUUUGAACAUAUACGAGCCUCAUCUUUUGGCUGGUACCAUGGCCCACAUGAUCGGCCACAACAUCGGCAUGAGCCACGACGAUGGAAGAAGCGGAUGUCUCUGUCGAGACUGGCACGGAUGCAUUAUGGCUCAAUCUAUCGUCGGUUUGGAGAACGUUCAACCGUACACGUUCUCCGAGUGUAGUAAGACGGACUAUAUCGAGUCGUUAAAAAGCGGUAACGGCAUCUGUCUUCUUAACAAACCAAACGAGGUAGAAGUGAGAAUAUCUUGCGGAAACAGGGUAAUCGACGAAGGUGAAGAAUGCGAUUGCGGAUCGAUCGAGGAGUGCCAGGAGGUCGAUCCCUGCUGCGAUCCAAUCACUUGCAAACUAACCACGGAAGCGAAAUGCGCCACCGGACCCUGCUGCAACGACUGCAAGCUGCUCAAAUAUGGCGUCAUUUGUCGAGACGCGACGAACGAGUGCGACCUGCCAGAAGUCUGCACGGGGGAAACGGGCCAAUGUCCGCCGGAUGUUUACAAGAAAAACGGGAAUCUCUGCGCGAAUAACGCCAGCUACUGUUUCAACGGUGUUUGCCCAGCUUUGGACCUCCAGUGCGAAGAAAUCUGGGGAGUCGGUGGCGAGGCAGCGGACAAACAGUGCUUCGAACAAUUCAACUCCAAAGGCUCGCUAACUGGACACUGUGGAACCGACACGUCUGGCCACUACAUCAAAUGCGAAGCUGAAAACGUCCGUUGCGGAUCGUUGCAGUGUCAACAGGGUAGAAAACAGCCGGUAACCACCGGCAUAGAUCAUUCGAUAACUAUAAUAUCCAUAAAGGGUCAAGAAUACAAGUGCAAGUCCACGACUGGCAAAGUGGAAGGUUCCGAGUUGCCACGCAUGGGGUUGGUCCGCGACGGGACAUCCUGUGGAGAUCAUUUGAUUUGCGUGAACCAGACUUGCACCAGCCUCUUCCCAUUCAUAGACAAGGAAAAGUGUCCCAGUAAUCAUAAUAACAACGAAUGCUCGGGCAGAGGUGUAUGCACAAACAUGAACAAGUGCUAUUGCAACUUGGGAUGGAGCGGAACAGACUGCUCGAUCGAGCAAGCUAUUCCCACGUCACCGCCAACGACUACUCGCACCGAAGCAGCUAGCAAAAAUGGUACAGAAUCUAGACAGGUGAAGAAAGAGACCCCCUACGAGAACUACCACGGCUCUAACACUAUAUUUUUAGUUGGUGUGCUCAUGGCGGUGGUAGGGGGUGUUUUCCUAGUAUUUACUCUGAUGGCUCUAUGCUACAGGUCAGUCGUAGUACAUAAAAACUACUCCCUCUGUCUCAGGAAGAGCACCGUCCAGAAGACAGACCAACCGUACGAGAAGAAGAUCUUGCCGAAACCGGUUCCGAGGAACCACCAUCCGGAGCACGAGAUCCUCGACGACGUCAACGUCAAGAUCCUCAACUUCCACAGAAUGCCUACUUACAGCCGCGAUGAGAACCAGCGCGUGCUGUUUCGACCCCCGAAUAACGUCGCCACCGCCGACGGGCCAAGACUCAAGAUCCCCGGGAUUAAGGACGAUGACGGAGGUACGGGCGCAGAGGACGCUGUCUCUUUCAUUGAUCUCCAACCAAACAGUCUGAGAAAGUUGCCUGAGAAGGGAAUUUUAAAGAAACACGGUGGUUACGUGACAGGAGGAGAUACCGUGGUGGAACUGGAGCGCACGUUGGACCGACUGAACGACUACCACGAGGACAUCAUGGAGGCCCUGAGAACCGCGAAAACUCACAGGGAGCUGUCCGAGACACCGUCAGCCAGUAUGGACGGCGAGGCGUUGCGCCAACCUCUGACAGAGCGCGGCUACCCUGACUCUUGCCACAAGGACAUGGACGGCCACGAGCAUAUCGAUAACCAGGAGGACGACGACGGCGAAGAGUUGGAGGAGUUCGAGUCGGGUUGCGGCCCCAUUCGCAUCCGCACUCUGGAGGACAUCAUCAAACAGCUGGAACGUCACACGACGCAACACAUGAGCCACUACGACUCGGAGGAGAUCCGGAUGUCCGAGAACGAGGCUGAUCGUCACUACAGAAUAGACUCGUCCGUUUGUAGCGAGUCCUCUCAAGGAAGCAGAAGAUGUAGCCGCGGCCGUGACGAUAACGUCAGAUAUCGUCAGCCAUCGUCUCGAAGUCCUUAUGGCACUCAUCAACACUCUCAAUACCCCCAUCAAAUGCACGAGGAGGAGGGUAUCUAUGAAACUGCCGAUCCUGACAGAGGCUCAAAUGCUAGGGGUGAAACGCCCGAUAGUGAAAGUGAUGCAUUUAUUCAAGCUCAACAACCACUAGCCCCAUGGACUAGUGAGGACGGAGUGCAGCACCGACCACCGCAGCAGCCGGCGCCACCGCCGCCGCCGCCACCGCUGCCACCCACGAUGACCGAUGGUGCGAUACCGUUGCUGCAACAGCGUCACCACGCUCAUCGCGUAUCACAAUCUCAACAACUGCAACUGCACCAGCAUCAACAUCAACAUCAACAACAACAUCAACAACAACAUCAUCAUCGACAUCAGCAUCAGCAUCAACAUCACCAUCAUCAUCAUCAUCAACAUCAGCACGCGCAGCAGUCGCAGCAACAGCAGCCGUCGUCGCAGCAACGUCAACAACAACAACAACAACACCAACUGCCGUUGGAACAACAACUGCCAAUACAGCAGCGCGGCUAUUAUCCAUCCCCGCCCCACACUGACAACAACGGUCUCGAAAACGGCGAGACUGAAAAUGCUCAAUCCCAUCAACAACAAAUGCUCCUCCCCGACGUUCGUGGAAUCGAUGUUAAUCACUUGCCUAAUAUAAACAAAUGCCCACUAGACGAUACAUUUAGUCUAGAUUGUAACAUAAAUAAUGGUUCCCCUAAAGAAUUAAAUACCAACAACACUAGUGAUAAUGAAAAUACUGCCCUACUGCCCCCUUCGCAUUUUCCUGAGUACAAGCAUUGAUAAUUAUUAAUCGAUGACAGAUAGUGUCCAUAAAACAUAGUGGUGUGAUUUAAUCUUGAACUCGCAUUUUAUACUGAAUAGUGUAAAUAUAACGAUAAACAUAUUGAUUGCGACAUCAAGAAACAACAACACGAGAACAACAACAGCAGACAGGUAUUAAAUUAUAAUAAAUUAAAAUAAUCUAUAUGAAAUGUUUAUUAAUGAACAUUAGUAAAGCGAUUUACUCAAAGAAACGCGUCGCUCUUUUUCUUAACCCACGUAACGACAUUACAGUAACCAGUCGUCGAUGAUUACCUUAAUAC